GGGGCUCGAGAGGAGAUGCCUCAAAGAUAUGACAUCAGAGUUUGGAGGGAAUGGGGUCCACGAUCAGCACCCCCAGAAUCCAGUUUUGGGUUUAUCUCAAAACUGGUCAAAGGCCGAAUACGCGUAGAGGGAAGACCCUUUUUUUCUCUAAUAAUUACUUCUUCUUCUUCGUCAACGGUGGAAGUAAUUAGCCGAUUCGCUCGCAGUCCUCUCAUGGGUUUUGCUUUUGGUAAAAUGGAACAACAACAAGGGCCAUCGCUCCGUAGCUUAACUUCCCUGAUUCUACUCUUCGUUUUGCUUCUCAGGGCCGCCGGAAACCCAGAAGGGGAUGCCUUAUAUGAGCUGAAAAAGAGUUUAGUUGAUGAUCCUAACAGUGUACUCCAAAGCUGGGAUGCUACUCUUGUCUCUCCAUGUACUUGGUUUCAUAUUACUUGCAAUAGCGAGAAUAGUGUUAUUCGUGUUGACUUGGGGAAUGCAAAUCUAUCUGGACAACUCGUGCCACAGCUUCGUCAUCUUCCAAGCUUGCAGUACUUGGAGCUUUAUAGCAAUAACAUUACUGGGGAAAUACCUGAAGAGCUUGGAGACUUGGCGGAACUGGUGAGCUUGGAUCUUUACAUGAACAAAAUAAGCGGACCAAUCCCGUCGUCUCUUGGCAAACUAGAGAAACUCAAGUUCCUGCGUCUUAAUAACAACAAGUUAUCUGGAGAAAUUCCAAGGUCUUUGACUAAUGUGUCACUGCAAGUUCUGGAUAUCGCAAACAAUGGACUCAGUGGAGAUAUUCCUGUUAAUGGUUCCUUCACACUGUUCACUCCUAUUAGUUUUGCCAAUAAUAGUUUAAGGCCGCUUCCUGAUCCUCCAUCUACUUCUAACUCUCCUCCUCAACCACCACCAGGGAAGAAAACCACUACAGCAAUAGCAAUUGGAGCUGCUGCAGGUGCAGCAAUUCUUUGUGCUGGUCCAGCCAUAGCGCUUGCUUGGUGGCUGAGAAGUAAAGCACAGGACCGCUUUGUUGAUGUACCUGGUGAAGAAGACCCAGAGGUUCACUUAGGACAACUCAGAAGGUUUUCCUUGCGUGAACUGCUAGUUGCUACAGAUAACUUUAGCAACAAAAAUGUAUUGGGUAGAGGCGGUUUUGGUAAAGUGUAUAAAGGACGUUUGGCCAAUGGGAAGCUAGUGGCUGUGAAAAGGCUAAAAGAAGAACGUACCAUGGGUGGGGAACUUCAGUUCCAGACCGAAGUUGAGAUGAUUAGUUUGGCCGUUCAUAGGAACUUGCUUCGGCUUCAUGGAUUUUGCAUGACACCUACUGAAAGAUUGCUCGUUUAUCCCUACAUGUGUAAUGGAAGUGUUGCUUCUUGUUUGAGAGAAAGUCACGAAGGCAAUCCAGCACUUGAUUGGCCAAAAAGAAAGCAUAUUGCUCUGGGAGCAGCAAGGGGUCUUGCUUAUUUACAUGAUCACUGCGACCAAAAAAUCAUUCACCGGGAUGUGAAAGCUGCGAACAUAUUGUUAGAUGAAAACUUUGAAGCUGUGGUUGGAGAUUUUGGGCUCGCAAAGCUCAUGAAUUAUAAUGAGUCCCAUGUGACAACUGCCGUACGCGGUACAAUUGGCCAUAUAGCCCCUGAGUAUCUUUCCACUGGAAAAUCUUCUGAGAAAACUGAUGUUUUUGGGUAUGGUGUGAUGCUUCUCGAGCUCAUCACCGGACAAAAGGCGUUCGAUCUUGCUCGGCUUGCAAAUGAUGAUGAUAUCAUGUUACUCGACUGGGUGAAAGAGGUUCUGAAAGAGAAGAAGUUGGAAAGUCUUGUGGAUGCGGGGCUCGAAGGAAAGUACGUGGAUAAAGAAGUGGAGCAGCUGAUCCAAAUGGCUCUGCUCUGCACUCAAAGUUCUUCGUUGGAACGUCCCAAUAUGUCAGAAGUGGUGAGAAUGCUUGAAGGAGAUGGUUUAGCUGAGAAAUGGGAAGAAUGGGAAAAGGAGGAGAUGCUGACAGAUGAUUUUAACUAUCCUCAUGCUGACAUUAACUGGCUCAUUCCAGAAUCCCUCUCCCACAUCGAGAACGAUUACCCUUCAGGACCAAGAUAACCUCUUC
This is a messenger RNA of Brassica rapa (field mustard), 2080 nucleotides long. RefSeq names its product somatic embryogenesis receptor kinase 4. Gene Ontology annotation, molecular function: ATP binding; protein kinase activity; protein binding. Gene Ontology annotation, biological process: protein phosphorylation. The record is from RefSeq and is a predicted model, not a curated record. NCBI's taxonomy places the organism in Eukaryota, Viridiplantae, Streptophyta, Magnoliopsida, Brassicales, Brassicaceae.